Messenger RNA from Colletotrichum lupini, 2244 nucleotides. Its product is annotated as cytochrome P450. Lineage: Eukaryota; Fungi; Ascomycota; Sordariomycetes; Glomerellales; Glomerellaceae. The transcript has 11 exons. The coding region runs from base 1 to 2244 and encodes 747 amino acids. The record is from RefSeq and is a predicted model, not a curated record. Gene Ontology annotation, molecular function: iron ion binding; oxidoreductase activity, acting on paired donors, with incorporation or reduction of molecular oxygen, reduced flavin or flavoprotein as one donor, and incorporation of one atom of oxygen; heme binding.
AUGUUACAUCAUUCUGCGGACUUGCGUAUCCUCUCUGGACGCACGCACAUGGGAUGGGGCAUGUCUCUGUUGGAGACUUUGGUGUAUAAGAUAUGCGACUCUGGCCAGCCUACUGGACUACUCCGUACCGAAACCGAAAUCCAAACAAACUGGGUCCGUUCUUUCAUUUGGAAGAGGGAAACCCUGGGCGACAUAUCCUACUCCAAAGGGUUGAGGGGUACCAGAGCUAUAGAUACAAGACCAGGACCUUCACCUCACCUCGCCAUCUUGGAGUCGAUUGAACCCGCCCUCGGGUCCUACAUCCUCUGGACGCUGGCCGAGAAAUACUUCACCUGGUCACACAGCUCUCACCUCACAGCAAACCACGCCCUCGCCAGCCCGCUCCUCGCAACGCUCCUCGCCCUCCCAGCCCUCAUCUUAUACAAAAAAGCAUGCUACCUCUUCAAAAUGAAGGCCCUCCGCUGCGCUCCCGCGCCCACGUACCCGCACAAGGACCCGAUCCUCGGCACCGACUGGAUCCGCGCCUCGCUCGCCCGGCAAAAGGAGCACAAGCUCCUUGAGUGGUGGCAGGACCUCUUUGGCGCGCUGGGGAACACGUGGUGGGUCAAGACGCCGGGCGGGUGGGUGCUCAUGACGAGCGAGCCGGAGAAUCUAAAGGCGAUUCUGGCGACGUCGUUUGAGGCGUUUCCUAUCAUUGGGCCGAGAAGGGAGGCGGUGCUGCCGAUUUUGGGGGAGGAUGCGAUUUUCUCGGCUAACGGGGAGGUGUGGCAUGGUGCUAGGGCGAUGAUGAGGCCUAGUUUUGUGAGGAAUCAGAUUGCGGAUUUGAAUUGUUUUGAGAGGCAUGUUGGGGAUCUUAUUGGGAAUAUUCCAAAGGAUGGGGGCACGGUGGAUUUGCAGGCGUUGUUGUACAUGAUGACGAUGGACUCGGCAACUGAUUUUAUGUUCGGGCAUUCCACCAACAUGCUCACGACGCCGUCGCCAGAAGCCCGCGACUUCACCUCGACAUUCGAAUACAUCACCACCCGCUCCGCCAUCCGCUCCCGCCUCGGCCUGCUCACCUUCCUCGACAACGACAAGAAGUGGGAUGAAGGCCUGAAGAAGAUCCACGGCUUUUGCGACAACUACAUUCGCAACAUCAGGGAGGCCGACCCGGAGAAGAAGCAGGAUCCCGAAAGGGGCUACGUGUUCCUCAACGAGAUGAUCGGGAAGCCCGGCAUGACACCCGACUACAUCCGCGCGCAGCUGCUCUCCAUGAUCCUCGCGGGGCGGGAUACCACGGCGUCGACCCUGUCUGCGCUGUUCUGGAUCCUGGCGAGGAGGGGGGAUGUUGUGAGGAGGUUGAGGGGCGAGGUGGAGGCGUUGGAGGGGAGGAGGCCUACGUGGGAGGAGAUGAAGGAUAUGAAGUACCUGAACAACGUGCUCAAGGAAAUCUUGAGAUUGUACCCGACUGUUGCGAGCAUGUCGCGCGGCACAGGACGGGAUACGACGCUACCUGUAGGCGGAGGACCCGAUGGGAAGUCGCCAAUCUUCAUCCCGAAAGGCACGGCCGUGCGGUGGUCUCUGUUCUGUCUUCACCGAAGGAAGGAUCUGUAUGGCGAGGACGCUGAUGAAUUCCGACCCGAGCGCUGGGAGGAGAUGCGGCCGUCAUGGGAUUAUCUCCCUUUCUCUGGCGGCCCGCGUAUUUGCAUUGGGCAGCAGUUCGCGCUGACGCAGAUGAGUUAUUUUGUGGUGAGGAUCUUGCAGACUUUCAAAGACAUUCAACCGAGGGAUGAGAGGCCCAUGUUGCAGACUGUGGGUAUCACAACGAAGCUGCCCAACGACAGGAUGCUGCAGAGAAAGCUCUCUUCAAUGAAGAAACUUGACGCGCCGAUGGAUUCAUUUCUCAAAGUAUCACGUCUGUAUAUUACACUCGAAAUUCUACUCACCUGUUCUUCAGAUCCGACCCAACGUCUAUCACCAAAUCCCAUUCUUAUUGAUUUCAUUUUAAUCAUUUUGCUGUUUGAAAGUUGGAAGAACACCACAUUCACAUCGACUAUUGUGCGACUCCUCAACCCUGUCAAAGAUCUUGCAGCACCAAAAGCCCCCGAAGAGCGACAGCGCGGCAUGCAGGUAUCCCGCCUGCAUCCCACAACCCCGGCAAUGCAGCCAAAGACUGGAAAUGAUGCGUCGCGCACUGCUUCGACCCCAGAUACCACGAAUACCACCAACCUGCACGAUACACCCGCAGAUUGGACGCACCGGUGA